AAAAAGGUAAGAAAAUAAGGGGUGGCGUGCUUUAACGGCAGAGAAAAGCUUCUUUUAAAAGAGGAGAGAGAAAAAAAGAGGAGAGAGAGAGAGGGAGAGGGAGAGAGAGAAGAGAAGAGGUCUGAGCCACCCUGUAAACACAGUGCUCUGCUCUCUCUCUCUACUCUACUACUACUAAUACUACCACACACUCACAAAGCCUGAGCCUUUUUUCUCUCACUAAAAACACUCUCUCUCACUUUCCCUCAUUUUUGUUUUGCUGAAAGAAUUCAGGGCUAGAAGGAGACAAGGGCAUCAGAGGGCUUGCUCAGAGUAGAGCGUAUAGAGAGAGAGAUGCAUUGAGAUUUGCGCCAAAAAAGAAAGGAUCUUCAGCGGAUCAGAGUGAUUUAAAGCAAAGGCGGCGACAAUUUAUGAGAGUUUAGAGCUCAUAGAGUAGAGUAGACUUAGAGAGAGAAACUCAACAAAAAAAAAUUAAAGAAUUUGGAUCGUUUCUCUCUUUCUCUCUCUAAGUCUCUGCUCUCAUGCUCUGCUUUUUUUACUUGUUUCUCUCUCUAAAACGCUGACGCCAAUUACUUUCUCGCUUUCACUCGUCAGGCUCAGAACUCAGACCCUCUUUUAAUAUUUGUUUCUGUAUUCCAAGCUUUGUAUUCUCUUCCUUUCUUUCUUUCUCUUUCUGACGCUAUUUUCCUUGUGUGUUAUUCUGGGAAACCAUUGCUCUCUCUCUCUCUCUGCUCCAUAGGAUUUUAGAUAUUCUCUUUCUUUCUCCUCUACCGGCGUCAUCAAUGCCAUCAUAGAGCCUUGAAAUCAAUCAAUGGGAAAAGCACGAAGAUCGAGACAGUGGUAUAAAGGUGGAGACUUGUCUCGCUCUGGUGGUGGUGGUGCUGUUUGUGGUUGUCACGGUCCUGUGGAAGCGUUCUUUUAGAUAGAAGAAGAAGAAAGAGGAAGAAGAACCGCCAUUUCUGAAGUGGGUUUUUGGUUUCUUCAACUGGGUUUGUCUCAAAAUCCGACAUUUCAGAGUGACAAAUUUGCUAUUUGUGCUACUUAGGAGGGGUAUUCAGUGGUGAACAAAAAUGAAGUUUAUGAAGUUGGGUUCCAAGCCUGAUGUGUUUCAAGCAGAAGGGAAAACUAUCAGGUAUGUGUCAUCUGAUUUGGCUACGGAUGUCAUCAUAAAUGUCGGUGAAGUGAAGUUUUACCUUCAUAAGUUCCCUCUCUUGUCCAAGAGCAAUCGCCUGCAGAAACUAGUGAUGAAGGCCAAUGAGGAGAGUGAUGAUGAAAUUCACAUGGUUGAUUUUCCUGGUGGGCCAAAAGCCUUUGAAAUUUGUGCGAAGUUCUGCUAUGGAAUGACUGUUACUCUCAAUGCAUACAAUGUCGUGGCUGCUCGUUGUGCAGCUGAGUACCUUGAGAUGACUGAGGACAUUGAUCGAGGAAACCUGAUAUUUAAAAUUGAGGUAUUUCUCAACUCAAGUAUCUUCCGUAGCUGGAAAGAUUCCAUUAUUGUUCUCCAAACGACCAAAUCUCUUCUACCAUGGUCUGAAGACCUGAAAAUUAUUGGAAGAUGCAUAGAUUCCAUUGCCUCUAAAACUUCUGUGAACCCUGUGAACAUCACCUGGUCCUACACAUAUAAUCGGAAAUUAGCAGAGCAAGAUAAAAUUGUCGAGGAUGGAGUGAAGUUCCCUGAGAAAUUCGAAUCUGUUCCAAAAGAUUGGUGGGUUGAAGAUAUAUGUGAGUUGGAGAUUGAUCUUUACAAGCGAGUUAUGAUUGCUGUAAAAUCAAAGGGAAGAAUGGAUGGUAGCGUAAUUGGGGAGGCACUAAAAACUUAUGCAGUUAGAUGGUUGCCGGAUUCUGUUGAUGCUUUGGUUUCUGAUGCUCAUGCCUGGAGGAACACAUCUUUGGUAGAAACGAUUGUUUGCUUACUGCCAUCUGACAGAGGUGUGGGUUGUUCAUGUAGUUUCUUGCUGAAACUAUUGAAAGUUGCAAUUUUAGUUGGAGCGGAUGAGUCAUCAAGGGAAGAUUUGGUGAAUAGGAUAAGUAUGAAGUUACAUGAGGCUUCUGUUACGGAUUUAUUGAUCCCAUCUCGGCCUCCUCAAAUUACUACAUAUGAUGUUGAGUUGGUGCAAUGCAUUGUAAAUCGAUUUUUGAUGCAUGAAAAGUCUAAUUGGGAUAUGGAUGUUGUUGGGAAGAAUGAGAAGGGGGUUGAUAGUUUUGUCUUGGGGCAUGGAUCCUUGUUGAGUGUUGCUAAACUGAUUGAUGGUUAUCUUGCGGAAAUUGCACGUGAUCGAAAUCUUACCCUGUCUAGUUUCAUUGACUUAUCACAUACAAUUCCUCAGUCAGCAAGAUUAACUCAUGAUGGAUUGUACAAGGCCAUAGACAUUUACCUGAAGGAGCAUCCUAAUUUAACAAAAGUUGAAAGGAAGAAGAUAUGUGGACUUAUGGAUGUCAAGAAACUGAGUAUGGAUGCGUCCAUGCAUGCUGCACAGAAUGAGCGCCUGCCACUUCGGGUUGUUGUCCAGGUUCUCUUUUUUGAGCAGGUUAGAGCAUCUGCUAAUGUUCGAUCCAUUAACAACAAUCCCCGUGAUGCUUCACGUUCCACGACAAAUACAGAUGAAGAAUGUGAGAAGACAGCAGCUGAAAGCUGCAGAACCCUUAAAAAGCAGAUGAGUCAAAUGAGGAUAAAAGAGGAGGAGUUCCGGAAGAACGGGAAAUUGGCUAAGAAGAACAGCAAAAAUGGCAGAAGUGGCAUUCAGUUACUGCCAUCACGGUCGCGUAGAAUAUUUGAUAAGCUGUGGGUUGUGGGUAAAGGGCAUGGAGAUAACAAGAGCUCUGAGUCAUCUGGGAGUUCUCAAAGCCCGACUUCAAUGGCUCCUGGAGACACCAAAUCUUCUGGCUCAUCAUCAAGACACAGGAGGCAUUCCAUCUCCUAAAGGAUUUUGGGAGCUCAUUUCAAACUAAAAAGUGAAGAAGAUUCAAACUGCUUGAAGUGUAAAAAGUGGUAGGUUUUGCCAUAGCUGAUAAUGGGUAUUAACUUAGCUGCAGUGCACAAUAUUCAGAGAAGGGGGUUUUCUGCAGAAAAAUGUAAUGAGCUUUUUGAUUGCUUGAUCUCUCUCUCACAUCUGUUGGUUUCAAAUGUAAGAUCGGCUAUCCUAUAAAGUCAAAGUAGGUUCUUUAUGCUUUCUUAAUACUUUAUGUUUCCUUGUACAGGAUCUUGAUCCCCUAAAUUAAAGGCCGUAAUGAUUCAAACUUUCCCCUUCA
Quercus robur (English oak) is the source of this 3249-nucleotide messenger RNA. Its product is annotated as BTB/POZ domain-containing protein NPY1. Gene Ontology annotation, molecular function: protein binding. NCBI's taxonomy places the organism in Eukaryota, Viridiplantae, Streptophyta, Magnoliopsida, Fagales, Fagaceae. The record is from RefSeq and is a predicted model, not a curated record. The coding region runs from base 1071 to 2921 and encodes 616 amino acids. The transcript is spliced from 4 exons.